Molecule: messenger RNA, 1446 nt
Organism: Sinocyclocheilus rhinocerous
Lineage: Eukaryota; Metazoa; Chordata; Actinopteri; Cypriniformes; Cyprinidae
Gene: slc25a15b
Product: solute carrier family 25 member 15b
Exons: 7
Coding region: 310-1218 (302 amino acids)
Biological process (GO): mitochondrial L-ornithine transmembrane transport
Cellular component (GO): mitochondrion
Molecular function (GO): L-ornithine transmembrane transporter activity
Source: RefSeq, a predicted model, not a curated record
AGCACAUGGUAAAAGUAGAAAGAAUACCGUGCUAGUGUGCUAUAUUCACGGUUCAUUGAGUUCAUCGGAGUCUGUUUAGUGUUCACUGAGUCGAGAACUGCUCGGGCUGAGAGUUAUGUUCGUAACCGAGUCGUUUGGGAUUUGUUGAAACGAUUCGUUGAAAAGAUUCGACUCAUUUGAACAAUUCGUCUACAUCCCUUCUUACAUGCGGAGAUUGCGGACCCCUUUGGAGAGGUCAUGACUCUGAUCGCAAAUGUAUCAGAUCGAUCUUUGAUUUAGGACUUUUUGGAGCGCUUGGCACCUUUCAUCAUGGCACCACAUCCUGUGGUUCAGGCAAUAAUAGACCUCUCUGCUGGUGCUAUAGGGGGCACAGCUUGUGUAUUUAGCGGUCAACCUUUGGACACGGCUAAGGUGAAAAUGCAGACAUUCCCCACUUUGUACAGAGGCUUUGUGCACUGCUUUGUGUCUACAUACAGACAGGUGGGCCUUCGAGGGCUGUAUCAAGGUACCACACCGGCCCUCAUGGCCAACAUCGCGGAGAACUCUGUGCUCUUCAUGUGCUACGGCUUUUGCCAAGAGGUGGUUCGCUUCAUCUCUGGUCAGGAGAAAGGGGCUGCGCUCAGUGACAUGCAGAAAGCGUGCGCAGGCUCCGUGGCCUCUGUUUUCUCCUCUCUGGUCUUAUGUCCCACUGAGCUGGUGAAGUGCCGACUGCAGGCCAUGCAUGAGAUGGCCGCGUCCGGCAAGAUCGCCCACAGUCAGAACACAGUUUGGUCAGUGAUGAAGUCCAUUAUGCAUAAUGAUGGUCCUGCAGGGUUCUUCCAGGGUUUAACCACCACAAUUGCCCGUGAGGUGCCUGGAUAUUUCUGUUUCUUUGGAGCAUAUGAGCUCUGUCGCUCUCUCUUUGCUGAGUACAUGCACUGUGGCAAGGAUGACAUAGGUGUAGCCCCUAUUGUGUUCAGUGGAGGUCUUGGGGGAGCUUGUCUCUGGCUUGUGGUUUACCCCAUGGACUGUGUUAAAUCCAGAAUACAGGUCAUGUCGAUGACAGGCAAGCAGUCAGGCUUCUUCAAGACUUUCAUUCAUAUCUUCAGAACGGAAGGUGUAAGGGCUUUAUAUUCCGGUCUGACUCCCACAAUGAUCCGUACGUUUCCAGCCAACGGUGCUCUGUUCUUAGGUUAUGAAGCCAGCCGCAAAAUCAUGAUGGAACAGUUUGACAGCUGACCCUAUAACAGCACCCUUUUGUUCUCUGGUUGGAUUUUUAGCAUUUUUAAAUGAAUUAGCUCUAAUUCACUAUGGCCAGUCUACAGUAUUUCAUUCAACAUGCCAUGGUUUGCACACACUAACGCUAGGUUAUACUUGUUUAGUUAAUGCAUCGGGUAUUAUGAACUAUCGCUGAACAAUAGUUCUUAAAGCAUUUAUUAAUCUAGGUUAAUGUAUAAAUAUACUAUU